Messenger RNA from Limanda limanda (common dab), 2154 nucleotides. RefSeq names its product putative pyruvate dehydrogenase phosphatase isoenzyme 2 (gene pdp2). The transcript has 8 exons. Lineage: Eukaryota; Metazoa; Chordata; Actinopteri; Pleuronectiformes; Pleuronectidae. Gene Ontology annotation, biological process: protein dephosphorylation. The record is from RefSeq and is a predicted model, not a curated record. Bases 1 to 1692 code for a protein of 563 amino acids. Gene Ontology annotation, molecular function: cation binding; protein serine/threonine phosphatase activity.
AUGUCUGGUCGUGUGUACGCCAGCAUCCUUCAAAGAGCCUCCAGCUACACACGGUCUUCUAUCAGCCCACUGCAGCUUGUCCACCUUGUAGCACUCCCCUCCUCUCAGCCUCCACCAGCCCACCGCUGUCCCUUCUCAUCCUGGACCACCUUCAGAUCCGUCCACCUGCGCUCCACUGGUGAGGGGUCAGCCGGCUGGUCUCAGAGAGGACGGCGCUUCUCCACUAAUCAGGAUCUGGACCUCCAGCUCAACCGGCUCCACAUCAACAAUAUCCUGCGAUCUAACGAGCAGAUUGUGAAUCUGCCAGAGUUUGAUGGCAGGGGCCUCAGUUCCGUGACCAAGUUCGAGAGUAACCAGGUCGCUGCUAACACGCCGAAUGAAGACCGUCGCAGUGCAGCCACCUGCCUCCAGUCAAAGGGCAUGCUCUUUGGAGUGUUUGACGGUCACGGGGGUUCGGCGUGCGCCCAGGCCGUCAGUGAGCGACUGCUGUACUACAUCGCAGUUGCAAUGAUGCCCAAGAAGAGCUUGCUGGAGCUGGAGAACAGCAUGGAGUACGGCAGACCCGUUCCUCCGAUCCUGCAGUGGUACAAACACCAUGCUGACCUCAACUAUCGGGACUCGGCUUCGCUCUACAUCAACCACCUCCGAGUCUUCUGGCAGGAUUUACUGGAGAGUGAGGAGCAUGGUAACGGCAUGAGCCCCCAUGAUGCUCUGGAAUGUGCUUUCAAGCGUCUGGACGCUGACAUCUCCCUGGAGGCUCAGGUCCCUCUUUCCAACGACCUGAUGAAAAGCACGGCCAUCCAGGUGGCGUUCGCCGGUUCCACUGCCUGUGUGGCUCACGUUGGCACAGAAGGGAUCCACGUGGCGAAUGCUGGCGACUGCCGAGCAGUACUGGGGGUGCUGGAGGAGGACGGCUCAUGGAGUGCUUUACCCCUGUCACAGGACCAUAACUCGCAAAACCAGAAGGAGAUGGAGCGAAUCAAAGCCCAGCACCCGCUGUCAGAGAGAAACACGGUGGUCACAGAGGAUAGACUGCUGGGGGUUCUGAUGCCCCUGCGUGCUUUCGGUGACGUGAGAUUCAAGUGGAGCUAUGAGUUGCAGCAGAACAUUUUGGCCAAUCUGGGAUCUGGAGUGGAUCUGGACUCUCUCAACCUGUACCAGUACACUCCAGCUAACUACCUAACCCCCCCCUACCUGGACGUGAUACCUGAGAUAACGUAUCACAAGCUCCGACCUCAGGACCGCUUCCUGAUUCUCGGCACCGACGGUCUGUGGGAUGAACUGGGAAACCAGGAGGCUGUGCGACUGGUUGGAGAGCACCUGAGUGGGAUUCACCCGCAGGCUCCGGUUUCUUCGUCUGAGAAGCAGCUAAAAUUGGGUACCAUGCUUGAACUCUUGCUGAAACGCCAGGCCCGGGCCUCCCCCGCCCUGGACACCAACUCUUCCACGCACCUCAUCAGACAUGCCCUCGGCAGAGGGGAGUACGGAGAGCUAUGCCAGGAGAGACUGGCCUCCAUGCUUGCUCUGCCAGAGGACCUGGCUCGAAUGUACAGGGACGACAUCACCGCGACCGUGGUGUAUCUGAACUCUGACCUGCCCAGACCUCAACGCAGCGAACAGAAUCAUCUCAUCUCACAGUGGCCGGCAGAGAGAGAGAGAAACUAUUCUCAUGGACGCAAAGGUCCAUCAUGACAACCUGUUACAUACAUUGAUAUAUAGAUGCUUUUAAAUGAAGGGACAGGUUACAGCUUCGUAUCGUGUACAGCUACUUUCUUUCCAUAUCACUGUUCCAUACAUUUAACAGAGGUCACAUAUUCAUGUUUGCAGCGUUUUAACAUGUUAAGAUACACAUUUUUGUACUCUGUGUAUUCAUGAAGGACAUUUUAUAUCUAAGUUGUGACGUGAGUUGAAAUGUUGUGAGUAAAUUCAAAGCUACAGAAUAUUGCACACAAUCACUCCCUUUUCCUUUGUCUUGCACAGUUGCUUCAGACAAUCCCUCUUUGUCUUGUUAUGUCCUGUUUACCUCUAUGUAAAGCGUGAAGUAUACUGAAAACUUUGUAGAAGUGUGCUGUCUGUAAUGUGAUGUCAGAUGUAUUUAAGUUGAUUCUGGGAACGAUGUGCACAUGCUUCAUAUUAAACAAAUGUGAAAUUUUA